UCUCUCUUAGCGUUUGGUAUGAGAACUAUUUCGUUGCCAUGAUGAUGUAGCCAGCGAUUUGGUGGUGGUUCCUCACAUUUGUGUACGUUCUCAGGCCAGAAGAAGCGGCAGCAAUGGAGGGCACGCAAUGGAAGGGAUCGGUCCACAGGAUCAGGAAGUGCGUGGUGGAUCUCCUGUCGAUGGAGGACGAUCUGGUGGACGACGACGACGAGGAUGCGUGGGAGCUGAUGGGUAGCGACCUUCGCCUCAAGUCUACCUUCUUGUACUGUGAUCUCAACCAGGUGAUCUCCCACGCUAGAGAAGAGCGGAAGAAGGUUCUCACCGACCUCGCCAACAAGCUCUUCUACUACAUGGAGCAGCUGGAUCAUGCUGUCAGGAUCCGGAGCAUGUCUUUGACGCAGGUCUGCUACAACGACACAGCCAAUGUGUUACAGGAGGUGAUGGCCGCUCUCAUGCCCCUUCGGUAGCUCGAUCACCGAAGGAAGACUGAAGUCCACAUUCUUUCGUCACAAAAAGUUGAAGCUACGCCAUGCACGACCAAAACUGUUGGUCGUUAGCAGUCUCUGCUGCAUGCAUGACUAAAACUUUGGCAGAGUUUUCUUCGUUUCUCAACUUUGUGUACAUUGAAGCCUUCGGAUUAGC
Messenger RNA from Musa acuminata subsp. malaccensis (wild Malaysian banana), 642 nucleotides. RefSeq names its product photosynthetic NDH subunit of lumenal location 3, chloroplastic-like. Gene Ontology annotation, biological process: photosynthesis; photosynthetic electron transport chain. Gene Ontology annotation, molecular function: calcium ion binding. The record is from RefSeq and is a predicted model, not a curated record. Gene Ontology annotation, cellular component: photosystem II oxygen evolving complex; extrinsic component of membrane; chloroplast. Lineage: Eukaryota; Viridiplantae; Streptophyta; Magnoliopsida; Zingiberales; Musaceae.